UUCAAUUAAUGAGUUUUUUUAUAUUUGGGAUUCUUUUCAAAGCCUAUAUAUACACAAACUAGCUAGAACACUCAUAGCAAAAUCAACAAACACAAGAACUAGAGUAAUUAAUCAAGGAGUUCAUCGAUCAAACUGAGUUGGGUUCAGCAAUGGCGAGACCAGCUGCUGCCGUCACCGUCCUCCUCGCCGUCGUCGUCCUCGUCUCCGUCGCCGCCUCCCUCCCCUCCGCCGUCGUCGGCGACGCCCGCUUCGUCGCCCGCACGUGCAAGCGCACCAACCACACCGAGUGCGUGAAGAUGCUCAGCGCCGACCGGCGGAGCGCCAGGGCCACCACCGUGCACCAGCUCGCCGGCAUCGCGGUCGACAUCGCCGCCGCCACCGUGAAGUCCAGCGCCGCCGCCGUGUACGGCAAGUUCCUGGAGAAUCACGGCCAGGUCCUCGAGCUGACGCUGCUCGAGUGCUGGUGGAUGUACGACCUCGCCGCCGGCGAGGCCCAGGCGGCGGUCGACGCCUACAGCUCCGGCGGCGCGUACCUCGACGUGGUCAGGCACCAGCUGGCCGGUUACUACGCCGGGAUCAUGUGCGACAACAUGAUCGUCCGCCGCUCGAAGGUCUCUCCGGUGGCCGACAUCGACAGGACGACGGCGACGCACUGUAACAUCGCCGUCGAUCUCAUCGGGCUGCUUUACUAACUGAAAGUUUAUAGGAUUGUUUUACCUCCUGUAAAAUAAAAUAAAGUGGUAACCUUUCAAAGACAAUGAAAAAUGGCAGUUUGAAGUUA
Messenger RNA from Oryza sativa Japonica Group (Japanese rice), 781 nucleotides. RefSeq lists its product as uncharacterized. Gene Ontology annotation, molecular function: enzyme inhibitor activity. NCBI's taxonomy places the organism in Eukaryota, Viridiplantae, Streptophyta, Magnoliopsida, Poales, Poaceae. The record is from RefSeq and is a predicted model, not a curated record.